CAUCUGUGAUGAAGUACCACACCUUUAAAGCGUGAGAGCAAUGUGGACACACUGAGGCUGCUUAAAAGCUAAUGGAGUCUCCUGAAAGGGCCAGCCUGACGAUGUGCAAGAAGUAUUUUCUUCUGGUUGUUUUCUGCUUAAUCAACAUACCUAUGAUUAACUGUGAUGACCAUAGCAGUGAUUCAGACAGUAGCUCAGACAGUGAUGAGAGACACAAUCGAUUUCCAGGAUUUACCUUCAAUCUGUGGCCUCUGUUUCCUGCACUGUGGCCGCCUCCUCCUCCUGCUCCAGCCACACCUCUCCCUCCACCUCCUGCACCUCCGGCCCCGCAGCCAAACACAACCCCGAACCCAGGCACGGCGGGCCCCCCGACCACAACUGUCCCCCGAGGAGACAACAGAUAGACUGCACCGAUCUGACAGCAGACACCGCAGGAUCUCAAUCAAACACUUUCCUUCAGUUGUUUUUUUUUUGUUGUUUUUUUUUUACAACAAGCAAAGUGGUUGGUGAGAUGAAAAUGUUUGCUCUUUUUGAAGCUUGUAUGUUCUAUUUUAUCAUGUUAAAGAAUGGUCAGACAAGGUUUGGUUGACUUUUCUUUUUUUUUUAACAAUGAGUGUGUUUGAAUUUUUACUUUCCAGUAUUGGUUUCUGUAUUUAUGUGUAUCUUUCAGCUUUUUUUUUGUGGAUAUUUUCUGAGUUUUUUUACACUGUUUUAGCACAUUAAUGGUGAUAUUUUAUGACUCGAGGAGAGGCAGAGUGUAAUUAUAACAUUUGUUGGAUGGUGAGACCGUGGUGGACACACCUGCUGACGGCACACUGGUGUAAUAUCCACUCUGUGGUGAACACACACCGCUAUCCCCGGAUCAAUGCUGCUUAAGAAAGGGAUGAGUGUUGAUCCUGUAAUAACUGGUUCUCUGAUUCAUCUCUGAAAUCUAUCCAAAUACCUUAUUUAUCAUGACUCAGCCACUUGACCAAUUCAUUCCACUGCACUCAACUCUUUAUUACAUUUAUUCACAUGGACUAUAAAAACGUCUUUGCAUCAGAUAUAAAGCUAGUUAGUGUCCUGGCAAUUUUCUGUAUUCAUUUGAUGUUUUACGCCACUUUCUGCACUGGCACUGGUCAUGAAUGUAAUCUUGUCUUCUCAUUUAUGUCAUGAAAUAAAGCAGUCAAACACCAGCCAGAGACUGGUGAAAAGCAGUACUUAAUCAUGCACUGAAUAACAUUUUCUUGGUGUGUUUUAUAAACUGUAAUUAAUGGGGGCUUUGAAAAAUUAAAAUUGUCCUUUUUUGUGUUGUAUUCUGUCAGAGUCUUUUUUUUUUU
This is a messenger RNA of Sphaeramia orbicularis (orbiculate cardinalfish), 1319 nucleotides long. Its product is annotated as cleavage and polyadenylation specificity factor subunit 6-like. Bases 72 to 404 code for a protein of 110 amino acids. NCBI's taxonomy places the organism in Eukaryota, Metazoa, Chordata, Actinopteri, Kurtiformes, Apogonidae. The transcript has 4 exons. The record is from RefSeq and is a predicted model, not a curated record.